UGCGAUAACCCUACUCCAGAACCCGUCUCUGUGGGCUUUAUCCAAUCUGUAAUACGAACGGCCACACUGGAUCAUAGCUUCCUCCUCACUAGAACACAAACGCAGACGUCGAUCAAGUCUUGCUCCACCGCCGCUGGUACGAUGUCAGCAGCCCUCCGUCGCAUCAUACUCCUCUCCUCCGUAAAGCGCGCCUGGAAUUUACCUCCGCCUUGCCUUUCCUCCGCCGUGAGUCGCCUACCCAUAUCUUUCUCCUCCGCCUCAUCUCCGCCUCAAUCAAACCCGUCCCCUUCCCGGAUCCGAACCCGGACUCCCCUCGAAACCCAAUUCGAGACGUGGAUCCAGAAUCUGAAACCAGGCUUCACACACCCCGACGUGGUGGCGGCGUUGCGUGCCCAGUCCGAUCCGGAUAUGGCGUACGACAUAUUCCGCUGGACAGCUCAGCAGCGAGGCUACAAGCACAACCACGAGGCUUACCACUCUAUGAUCAAACAAGCAAUCGCCGGAAAACGUAACAAGUUCGCCGAAACCCUAAUCGACGAAGUCGUCGCCGGCGCUUGCGAGAUGAGCGUUCCUCUCUACAACACCAUCAUCCGAUUCUGCUGCGGCCGUAAGUUCCUUUUCAAUCGAGCUUUCGAUGUUUACAACAAGAUGCUUCGAUCAGAUAACGACUCGAGACCUGACCUUGAGACCUAUACUUUGCUUCUAAGCUCAUUGCUCAAGAGAUUCAACAAGUUGAAUGUCUGCUAUGUGUAUCUCCACGCCGUUAGAUCGCUCACUAAGCAGAUGAAGUCGAGCGGAGUGAUUCCUGAUACGUAUGUGUUGAACAUGAUUAUUAAAGCGUAUGCAAAGUGUCUUGAGGUUGAUGAGGCUUUAAGGGUGUUCCGUGAGAUGCCUCUGUACGGGUCCGAGCCUAAUGCUUAUACGUAUGGUUACUUGACGAAAGGGCUUUGUGAGAAAGGAAGGGUGGAACAGGGUUUAGGGUUUUACAAGGAGAUGAGAAGCAAGGGAAUGGUUCCUAGUGGGAGUUGUUACAUGGUUCUGAUUUGUAGCCUUGCAAUGGAAAGGAGAUUGGACGAAGCGGUCGAGGUUGUGUUUGACAUGUUGACGAAUUCUCUCUCUCCGGAUAUGUUGACUUAUAAUACGGUCUUGGCGGAGUUGUGCAGAGAAGGCAGAGGGAAUGAAGCUCUUGAGCUGCUCGAGGAUUGGAAGAAAAGAGAUCCGGUGAUGGGCGAAAGGAACUAUAGAACGUUGAUGGAUGAGGUGUAUUUUUUGAACAAGGGAUGAUCGGGUUAUGUUCAUCUGGAAGACGAUCAGAUCUGCUAAAAGGGCGAAAUUUAAAGAUGGCUUACAAAUUAUCCAAACUAUGCGGGUUAUGAUCAAGUUUUGAUCUUCAUGAUUAGAUACAUUCAGGUUGAAGUAUAGUGAUUGAAAGACUGAAGACUCGGCCAUAGGGUAGGCAUAUAUUCUGUUGUUUCUAGGAAGCCAAGGAUUCAAGAUCAUGUCCUAAGAAUGAUGAUGUCUGAGGUCUUAUGACCAUAAAAUAUAUGUACGACUUUUUCUCUUCAAGAAUACCAACAUUCGCUCA
This is a messenger RNA of Brassica napus (rape), 1585 nucleotides long. RefSeq names its product pentatricopeptide repeat-containing protein At3g25210, mitochondrial. The transcript has a single exon. Lineage: Eukaryota; Viridiplantae; Streptophyta; Magnoliopsida; Brassicales; Brassicaceae. The record is from RefSeq and is a predicted model, not a curated record. Gene Ontology annotation, molecular function: protein binding. The coding region runs from base 142 to 1284 and encodes 380 amino acids.